Molecule: messenger RNA, 1580 nt
Organism: Pelobates fuscus (common spadefoot toad)
Lineage: Eukaryota; Metazoa; Chordata; Amphibia; Anura; Pelobatidae
Gene: WAS
Product: WASP actin nucleation promoting factor
Exons: 12
Coding region: 28-1476 (482 amino acids)
Biological process (GO): Arp2/3 complex-mediated actin nucleation; endocytic recycling; retrograde transport, endosome to Golgi
Cellular component (GO): early endosome; WASH complex; recycling endosome
Molecular function (GO): actin binding; gamma-tubulin binding; alpha-tubulin binding
Source: RefSeq, a predicted model, not a curated record
UAUCUUAAGAGAAAUCCAGGACUAGGUAUGAGCAGAGCAGGGUCCAAGAGCACGUCCCGACUCCAGGACAAUGUUCCAUCCAAGCUACUCCAACCCCAUGAAAACCAGAAGGUGUUCCAGCUACUGGGGAGAAAGUGUCUGGCCCUGUCAACGUCGGUAGCCCAGCUGUACCUGGCCCAGUCCGGUGACCGAUGGAUAAAGCAGUGCUGUGGAGUCCUGUGCUUUGUGAAAGAUAACCCACGUCGUUCUUACUUCAUCCGUCUGUAUGAUCUUACGGAGGACAGAAUCCUGUGGGAGCAGGAGAUUUAUGAACAACUAAAGUACUCUGCUCCAAGGCCGUAUUUCCACACUUUUCCUUCAGAUGAAAGCCAGGCUGCUCUGAAUUUUGCCGAUGAAGCAGAGGCUGUGAGUUUCCGUGCAGUUGUGGAAGAAAGAAUACAGAAGAAACACAGACAAGAAAAACGCCAAACUCUGCCCCCUCCUCCUCCUGUGUCAGAUGCUACAUUCUGUGUCCAAACAGAAAGGAGGAACACUCUGCCCCUGCCACCUCCACCGGGACAACUGCCAAAUGGCCCACCCAGCCCGCAGCCACAAAGCCCAUCUCUUGGACUAAACAUGGCUGCUGUCAGCAUCUCGAACCCAGACAUUACAUCCUCCAGAUAUCGAGCUUUGCCCACUCCCAGCGACAAGGGCAAAAACAAGAAGGGCAAGAAAAAGUUCUCCAAGGCGGAUAUUGGAGCACCAAGCGGCUUCAAGCACGUCAGCCAUGUUGGCUGGGAUCCCAAUAACGGGUUUGAUAUGGACGCUUUGGACCCAGAGUUGCGCAAUCUGUUCAGUCGCGCAGGGAUCAGUGACGCUCAGCUGGCUGAUGCAGAAACCUCUAAACUCAUCUAUGACUUCAUAGAGCAGCAGGGAGGGGUGGAGGCCGUGAAACAGGAAAUGAGGAAAAGUGAACUUCCCCCACCACCUCCAUCCCGCAAUGCUCCCCUGCCUCCUCCACCAGGGCGGGUUAGAACAGGACCACUGCCACCACCCCCAUCUCGUGUCUCUUCUGUUCCACCACCGCCUCCACCAUCACGAAGUACUCCACCACCACCACCACCACCUCCGGUGGUGCGUUCUGGAGCUCCACCUCCUCCACCACCACCACCACCACCACCUCCACCACCAGAGUCCCAAAUGGAUUACUCUGCUCCUCCUCCUCCGCCACCUCCAGAACUUUCAACAAAUCAGAGCCAGCAGCCCGCUGCACAGCCCCGAGGCCGAGGUGCCCUACUGGAUCAGAUUCGACAAGGGAUACAGCUUAAUAAGGUGACAGAAACAGCCGACGUCCCUGCCUCCCCUCAGCCGAGUUCAGAGGGUCUCGUUGGGGCUUUGAUGCACGUCAUGCAGAAGCGGAGCAAAGUCAUUCAUUCUUCAGAUGACGACGACGACGAUGGCGGUGAAGAUGAGGAUGAGGAUGAAUGGGAUGACUGAAUUCUUAGCGACACAACCUUCUGUAACCUCCAUCUUCCUGUCAAGAGCGACAUUUGCUAUAAUGACCCAAUUAAUCUGUCGAGAUGUAAUUCAUAAACAUAUAU